AUGUGCGGUAAUGACGAGGAGAGCUCCAGCCACUUGUUUCUACAGUGUCCGAUUGCCCGCGGUUGUUGGUUUGUGCACCUAGGGAUACGGGUGGGAGCUGAGUUAGAGAUUAUGGAAUUCAUGCGAACUAUGCUUAGGGAGCAUGAUAGUUGGGUCAUUGCGCAAGUGCAAACUCUACUGUAUUGUCUGUGGGAGGCGCGGAACAAAUUGCUAUUUGAGGAGAGGAGGGCGGAUUGCCAGACGGUGCUUGAUCGGGUGGCUGUGUUAGGGGAACCAACGACGCAAGCAAGGGGAGACAACCAGCACGAGAAGACGGGGAUAGGGACGUGGUGUCGACCAGCCGCGAAUGUCAUCAAGGUGAAUGUGGAUGCUUCCCUUGGUACUGAUAUGUUUGCUGGGUUUGGUAUGGUAGCUCGAGAUGACCAUGGUGAGAUUUUGGCAGCAGCUUCUUCAUAUCCGACGGUAGCAGCAUCAGCGACCGAGGCGGAGGCCCUUUGUCUCCGUUGGGCUAUGGUUUUGUCCUCAGAGUUAGGGUUCAGGCGUGUUCAGUUCGAGACAGAUAGCUUACAGUUAUUCCAUGCCUGGAAUAGGGAUGUUGGCAGGUCUCUUUUGUUUACUGUUGUUCAAGACUGUAAGGGUCUUUUGAAUUUGUUUGAUUAUGUUGCUUUAUCUUUCGUUCGUAGACAGGGAAACUUUUGUGCUGAUUUUAUGGCUCUACCCUCUCAGAUGUUGUUUGGAUAG
Molecule: messenger RNA, 741 nt
Organism: Lotus japonicus
Lineage: Eukaryota; Viridiplantae; Streptophyta; Magnoliopsida; Fabales; Fabaceae
Exons: 1
Coding region: 1-741 (246 amino acids)
Molecular function (GO): RNA-DNA hybrid ribonuclease activity; nucleic acid binding
Source: RefSeq, a predicted model, not a curated record